Penicillium lagena is the source of this 657-nucleotide messenger RNA. Its product is annotated as ribosome biogenesis protein RRS1. Gene Ontology annotation, cellular component: preribosome, large subunit precursor; nucleus; nucleolus. The transcript is spliced from 2 exons. Bases 1 to 657 code for a protein of 218 amino acids. NCBI's taxonomy places the organism in Eukaryota, Fungi, Ascomycota, Eurotiomycetes, Eurotiales, Aspergillaceae. Gene Ontology annotation, molecular function: protein binding. Gene Ontology annotation, biological process: ribosomal large subunit export from nucleus; endonucleolytic cleavage in ITS1 to separate SSU-rRNA from 5.8S rRNA and LSU-rRNA from tricistronic rRNA transcript (SSU-rRNA, 5.8S rRNA, LSU-rRNA); ribosomal large subunit biogenesis. The record is from RefSeq and is a predicted model, not a curated record.
AUGACGGACGUGGGCAUGACAAACUCUGCCGAUGCAUCGGCCUCGAAGCCCGAGAGACUUCCCAUCACCGUCUCCAAACCCACACCCUACACAUUCGACCUCGGCCACCUACUCGUCAACGACCCCAACCCCCUCGAGCUCCCCAGCAACGGACCCAUCAAUGCCUCACUCAAAGCCAUUGCCCGCGACGGCACCCAAUGCCUCCUAAACCAGCUGCUAACAACGUGCGAAAUCACCUCGACCGCCGCAGACGGCGUGCUCCUCAGCCUCCCAGCGCCUGCCACAGCGCUCCCGCGGCAAAAGCCACUACCGACCCCCAAGCCGCCCACGAAAUGGGAGCUGUUCGCACGCAAGAAGGGGAUUGGCAAGUUCAGCAGGAAGGCCGGCGGAGCGCUGGAGGAUAAGGAACGGCGCAAGAAGCUCGUGUACGACGAGGCGUCGGGUGAGUGGGUGCCUCGCUGGGGAUAUAAGGGAAAGAACAAGGCGAAUGAAGAUCAGUGGCUUGUUGAGGUUGAUGAGAAAGAUUGGAAGAAGGAGGAGGAGGCUGCUGCGAAAGGCGGGUCGAUUCGUGGGAUGUCCAGGACGGAGCGGAAGCAGCGCAUUAAGCGGAAUGAGAGGAAGAUGCGCUCGAAUGAGGCGCGGGCGAAGAGGGCUUGA